AUGGAGGCAUUUACAUUUGCUACUUCCACGCAGGUGGACUUCCCAAUUCACGUCAGAAUUGGCUCGUUGGAAGGAAAGCAGAAAAACAUCCCCUUCUCCGUCUUGCUGAAACAGCCGGAGCUGCGACAUAUCGGCUCAUCCCAGAAUCCCGUCUCCGAUCUGUUCGUUACGGCACAGCUAUGGUCCGAUUCGAAACCGUUGGGAGUACCGGUACAGACCUCGUACAAGGCGUUCAAGGCCCGGCGGGUAUGGAAUGAGUGGAUGCAGAUGCCAAUGUCGGUCAAGGAUGCUCCGUCCAAGUGUCAAUUAACUAUCACGGUCUGGGACCUGUCCCCAUUUGCCGGCGAAGGGGCACAUGGCCAUUACAUCCCGUUUGGUGGAACAACUAUCCCGAUAUUCGAUGACGAGGGUAAAUUGAAGACGGGGAGGCAGAAAUGCAAGAUCUAUCGUCAUAAAGCUGCCGAUGGCAUGUCGUCGACUACCACUCCGUCGAGCCCACCUCCGAAGCGACGCAAGGCCCAAAAUCCCGAUCCGUUAGGUCCGUCGGUGGAGGAAUUGGAGCUGGAAAGAGUAGAGGUCCUGAUCAAGAAACACGAGAUGGGCGAAAUACCGCGGAUCGACUGGAUGGACCAGAUGGUUUUCCGACAGCUGGAGAAGCUCAAGCUGAAUGCUGAUGAGGCUGCGAGGAAACGGGCGAUCCGUCUAAAAGCUACGAAGCAAAAGACUGCGCAAGACGAUGAGGAUGAUGACGAGUCCGAUCAAGAUACGGACGAUGAAAAUUUCGUUCUAUACGUUGAAUUUCCACGCUUCGAUCAUCCUAUCGUUUGGACAGACUAUCAAUAUCCUCCGCCACCCGUUUCGGCGCAUCUUCAAAAUACACCUGCAAACCAGGCUGCAUUGAAGCCCCUUCCGGAAGUCCGUUUCGGCCCUGGGAUUGAGGGUGGUGAGGCUGUCAUUAGGAUCUAUGAUCCUGAAUUAGGUCAGACAGGGAACCCGUGCGAGGAUAAACACAGAAGAUUAAUUCGCAGUCAUCGCACCGGUAUUAUGGACCGUGACUUGAAGCCAAACCCCAAGAUCCGCGAUGAACUAAACACCAUUCUCUCUUAUGAACCAACACAGGAUCUCAGCGCCGAAGAGAAGGAUCUUAUCUGGAGAUUUAGAUACUUUUUGGCUCGCGAGAAGAGAGCACUUACCAAAUUCGUCAAGUCGGUUAACUGGCGAGAUGUUGGAGAAUCCCAACAAGCAGUGGACAUUCUUCCGAAAUGGACAGAAAUUGAUGUCGACGAUGCCUUGGAACUUCUUGGUCCUACGUUCGAUAAUGCUGCAGUUCGCUCUUACGCUGUAGAAAGACUUCGAAAGGCUGAUGAUGAUGAAUUACUUCUAUACCUUCUGCAACUAGUCCAAGCGCUGAAAUACGAAGACAGCCCUGAUGAAGAUCUACAAGAUACAGCGUAUGACUCUUCUUUGGCCAAUUUCCUUAUCUCGCGGGCUGCCAACAACUUCAAACUUGGAAGUUACCUACACUGGUAUCUGAUGGUCGAAUGCGAUGACGCUGGCCCGGGAACCUUGUCAGCACAGCGCAGGCUCUUCGCUCGUGUGGAAUACUAUUUCAUGGCAGAACUGGAGAAAGUCCAUUCAGAGAACAGGAAGACGCUUUUACGCCAGGGUGAACUUGUCGCUGUUCUCUCGAAAAUCGCCAAAGACAUUCGAUUCUCUCGAGAUACCCGGCCUUUGAAGAUCGAAAAGUUGAAAAGGUACUUGAAGGACCCGAAAAACGACAUUGCUCACAUAGAUCCGCCUUUGCCGUUGCCACUGGAUCCUGAUGUCUUAGUGACCGGCUGCUUCCCAGACGAAUCCAACGUUUUCAAGUCGUCUCUUUCUCCGCUAAAUGUUACCUUCAAAACGUCCGACGGGCGUAGAUACCCAAUCCUCUUCAAAGUCGGCGAUGAUCUUCGACAGGACCAGCUCGUUAUCCAAAUCAUCAUCCUCAUGGACCGUCUCUUGCAAAAGGAGAACCUGGACCUCAAACUCACACCAUACCGUAUCCUGGCGACCACUUCAACAGCAGGUGCUGUCCAGUUCAUACCAUCCACCUCCCUCUCCGCAGUCUCCGCCAAAUACAAAUCCGUCCUCGCCUACCUCAAGGCCAACAACCCCGACGACCAUGAGCCGCUUGGCGUCCGCAAAGAGACCAUGGAUACCUACAUCAAGUCUUGCGCCGGGUACUGCGUGAUCACUUACCUUCUCGGUGUAGGAGAUCGUCACCUGGAGAACCUUCUCCUCGCACCGGACGGUCAUUUCUUCCACGCGGACUUUGGCUUCAUCCUCGGUCGCGAUCCCAAACCCUUUGCACCCAUGAUGAAGCUCUGCAAGGAGAUGGUAGAGGGAAUGGGCGGGACCACGUCCCCUCUUUAUCUCCAGUUCAAGCAGUACUGCUUCACCGCGUACACAACACUGCGCAAGUCUGCGAACCUUAUUCUCAACCUUUUCAGUCUGAUGGUUGAUGCUAAUAUCCCCGAUAUACGGGUUGAACCGGAUAAGGCUGUUCUGAAGGUUAAGGAAAGGUUCCAUCUGGAGAUGACUGAGGAAGAGGCUAUAAGGCAUUUUGAACAGCUUAUUGGUGAUAGCGUCAAUGCUAUCUUUGGUGUGGUUAUUGAUAGGAUUCAUGACUUUGUGCAGGGGUGGAGAGCGUGA
Aspergillus glaucus CBS 516.65 is the source of this 2694-nucleotide messenger RNA. RefSeq names its product phosphatidylinositol 3-kinase VPS34. NCBI's taxonomy places the organism in Eukaryota, Fungi, Ascomycota, Eurotiomycetes, Eurotiales, Aspergillaceae. Gene Ontology annotation, molecular function: 1-phosphatidylinositol-3-kinase activity. The record is from RefSeq and is a predicted model, not a curated record. Gene Ontology annotation, cellular component: phagophore assembly site; cytoplasm; membrane. The transcript has 2 exons. Bases 1 to 2694 code for a protein of 897 amino acids. Gene Ontology annotation, biological process: endocytosis; autophagy of peroxisome; phosphatidylinositol-mediated signaling.